AUGGUCCUGUGCCCUGUUGUGCGUUUCUCUUCUCUUCUUCUUCAGCACUCUCACCGGCCCGGCCUUUGCGCUUCCAGCAACACAUUCUGCCUCUAUCAUUACAGCAUCUUCAGCACCUUCAGCGCCUUCAGCGCCUUCAGCGGUACAGACGCCGCCGCAACUCGCGCCCUCGCGGAACAGAAAAAGACCCUCUUCAGUCGCAUCAGCAUCAGCACCAGCGCCAUCGCCGGGCCUCGGCAGCGAGACCCCACCAGCCACCGAAGGCGCCGCUCGAGCUCCAGGUGCAUCGCCAGCGACCUCGACAGCGCCCGAGAGGCUCCCGAAGCGGUUUGUCCAGCUCAUCGAGGCCGCCGGAGUACAGGGUUCCUCCUCCUCCUCCUCCUCCUCCUCCUCCUCCUCCUCCUCCUCCUCGGCGUCUUCCUCCCCUCCCCCCUACAAGCCCAUCGUCACGCCGCCGCCGGACCAGGAUUCCCAGCUGGCCAAGAUGGGCUACAGCAUGACGACCUUUUACACCUGCGACACCAUCGGCGGCCAGGAACACUGCGGGUGGCACGUGCCGGUUCUCAAGGCGGAUGCGCCGACGACGAGGACGGAUGUUCGCGUGGUGCUGGCGGUGGUGAGCUGUUUGGCCGGGAUACUGGCCUGGGGGUUGGUGUGAAUGUGACGUGA
Trichoderma aggressivum f. europaeum is the source of this 669-nucleotide messenger RNA. RefSeq lists its product as uncharacterized. The coding region runs from base 1 to 669 and encodes 222 amino acids. Lineage: Eukaryota; Fungi; Ascomycota; Sordariomycetes; Hypocreales; Hypocreaceae. The record is from RefSeq and is a predicted model, not a curated record. The transcript has a single exon.